AUGCCCAACAAUCUCUUUGGGGGCAAUGCGGCGGUAGUGGAUGGACAGGAUCAACAGUGUGCACCGCCCAAGCAACUUGCAGCACCGAAAAUCCAUUGUGUCUCUGCAACCGCGACAACAGGAACAACCACCACAUCCAAGACUACGUUGACUACCACCACUUCGACCACUAGUACUAAAGUAUCCACCGGAACUACAACUACUGCCCCUACCACGACAACUACUAGUACUAGUACAGCCUCUACUGCUACAAACAGUGGUAACCCCUUCAGCGGCUACCAGCUCUAUGCGAACCCUUACUACUCCGCGGAGGUUUUCACAUCAGCCAUUCCUUCCCUGACAAGCUCGCUCGCGGUGAAGGCCACAGCAGUGGCCAAGGUUCCAUCUUUUGUUUGGCUCGACGAGGCUGCCAAGGUGCCGACCAUGGGAACUUAUCUUGCCGAUAUCCAGUCACAGAAUGCGGCCGGCGCCAGCCCACCCAUUGCGGGAAUCUUUGUGGUUUAUGACUUGCCAGACCGUGACUGCGCCGCUCUUGCCAGCAAUGGCGAGUACUCAAUUGCCGACAACGGAGUAGCGAAUUACAAAGCAUACAUUGACUCAAUUAGGGCUCAGCUUGUGAAGUAUUCUGAUGUCCAUACUAUCUUGGUCAUUGAGCCUGAUAGUCUCGCCAAUCUCGUGACCAAUUUGGCCGUGACCAAGUGUGCCAAUGCCGAGAGUGCUUAUCUGGAGUGCGUCAACUAUGCAUUGAUUCAACUCAACUUGGCAAACGUAGCCAUGUACAUUGAUGCUGGACACGCUGGCUGGCUGGGCUGGUCAGCUAAUAUCGGACCAGCGGCCACGCUCUUUGCCGAAGUAUACAAGAACGCAUCUUCACCCGCCGCUGUGCGUGGACUAGCUACCAAUGUCGCCAACUAUAAUGCCUGGACAAUCGCAACUUGCCCAUCAUACACCUCAGGAGAUACUAACUGCGACGAGAAGCUUUAUGUCAACGCCAUUGCCCCGCUCCUGGAAGCUGCUGGUUUCUCUGCUCAUUUCAUCACCGACACCUCGCGAAAUGGUGUACAGCCAACGGAGCAAAAUGCCUGGGGUGACUGGUGCAACGUCAUUGGCACUGGAUUUGGUGUUCGUCCCACAACAGAUACUGGAGAUGUCCUCGAGGAUGCAUUUGUUUGGGUCAAGCCCGGGGGCGAAUGUGACGGGACCUCAAACACCACAUCUGCACGAUAUGAUGCACACUGUGGGUACAGUGAUGCCUUGCAGCCGGCGCCAGAGGCAGGAACUUGGUUCCAGGCCUAUUUCCAACAAUUGCUUGUCAAUGCCAAUCCUUCCUUUUAA
Penicillium verhagenii is the source of this 1335-nucleotide messenger RNA. RefSeq names its product putative cellobiohydrolase (gene cbhC). NCBI's taxonomy places the organism in Eukaryota, Fungi, Ascomycota, Eurotiomycetes, Eurotiales, Aspergillaceae. Bases 1 to 1335 code for a protein of 444 amino acids. The transcript is spliced from 8 exons. Gene Ontology annotation, molecular function: hydrolase activity, hydrolyzing O-glycosyl compounds. Gene Ontology annotation, biological process: cellulose catabolic process. The record is from RefSeq and is a predicted model, not a curated record.